CGGUGUGUUGUGUGUCAGAAACGUGUCGAGUGAGCAACAUGGAGCCUAAUGUUGGAGAUAUUCUGCCCUACGAGGACCAGCUGAGGACAACACUUCACUGUGAUGACAAGGAGAAGCUUCGCAGGAAGUUGGCACAGUUACAGAGGGAGUAUCUCAGGACAGCCCAGAGACUACAGCGUGCUGAGCGCUUUGAGGCAGUGCGGAGACAUGUGAGGAGCAGGAUCACUGAGCAGAACCACCAGGACCAGAGAGACCCAGACAGCUCAUCCUGUCUCAACCCAUCUUCAUCGAUUCCAAACAACAACAAUGCAACAGAUCCAGGUGUACCUCAGAGCCAGGGACACACUGAAGGUGAAAUUCAUAAACUAUCUGUUGUUUCACCUGCAGAUUCUGACAAUGCCAGGAGGAGCCAAGUGAUUCGGUUCCUGCUCCCCUCUGAUGCUGCUUGUCCACAAACCCCAGAUCCUUGCCAUGAUGCAUCAAGAGCACACAGACCAAGUCCUGCGCUGCGCCUCAGGUCACGGAGCAGCCGCCUACGCUGGGAGAAGAGGAGUGCUGAGGUUGGCAGGAGCACAGACUACAGCGAAAAACAUCAGGAGCAAAGUGAAGGGAUGGAAAGUGCUGCAACAACAGAAGAGGAGGAGAAAGUCAAUUCAGAGGGAAUGAAUGUUGCAAAUGAAAGUGAAGAACUGUUUUCUAGUACAGAGUCAGAGUCUCCUUCUCUACUGCUUACACACUGGAACAACAAUGGGUGCACUGAAACAGGAGAUAUAGAUGUAAUGGAGAUCCAAGGGCAUGAACAACAAAGGCAAAAAGAGACUCAUUCAAGAACUGAAGAGAAAAACGAAUCAAAGUCAACUGACUUGUUGCUCACAUGUUGCAAUCUUGAAGAAAGCAGACAAGACGGCACACAAAAUGGAAGAAUGAAGGAAAAAGAGAGAGUCGAGGAUGGUGAGAAUAAUAGAGAACAGACAGAAAAAAGGCUGUGUGAAGAGAACAGCAGUAAAGACAAUAAACAAAACGCAACUGAGAAUGAACAUGAGAGUAGCGUGCAAGUAAAAGAGGAAAAGAAUGGAAUCACAGGAGAUGGAAACGGUGUGAGCCUUCUCGACUCCUGUACGCUAGUGGAAGGACUACUUUUUCCAGUGGAGUACUACGUUCGAACCACAAGGCGUAUGACACUUUCACAGAGCCAGCCUGACAUGCAGGCUGUCAUCAUCUCGCAGCUAAGCAUGGGACGAAAACGCAGGAGUCAGGGCCGCGGCAGAGGAAUGAGUAGAACCACAAACAAUGGUGAACGUUCAGAUCAGCACACCCAGAUAGAUUCCUCCGCUGUGACGCCUGCAUCUACAUCUGUAGAACCUCUGAAGGUGUCACAUGUGCAGAAUUUCAGUGCAUCUUCCAACCAGAGCUCCAGCGAGAUUUUAGAUCACAUCUACACUGGUCAGAUCAACUCAGAUGCUUGUUUUUCUCCUAUGGCCACCACUGCUCGUCCAACAAGAGGCAGGAGGAGGAAGAGAGGCAGAGGCAGAGGCAGAAGGAGUCCUCAGACCCCACGGUCUUCUCUUGGAUUAGACUCUUAUCAGCUAAGCUGUGAACAAACCUCAGGUGAUCCCCAUCCCACCAGCACCCCGGUCUCUUCCUUCAAGCCUCUUCAUGGAGCUGAUAGACCGAAGCCCUGCCUCCCUCCAGGAGAAACUGUUGCAGUGGCAGAUGGAUCCCAGCCUGUGUCCACCCUCAGCACUUGUUCCCAGUCUUGUUCUGAAUCUAAUGGAACUCUAUCCAACUCUGCCUACCAACAUCAAAGGGAUGUCUAUCCCAUCUUUCUGAAGAACAGUGUCAAUGCUAACAAACCCUCACAGAUGAACAGAGGUACAUCAAGCUGGCGAUCUCUCCUCUUGCCCGCCUCUCCACCGGCUCAAACAUCUCUUCUUCCUCUCCCUUCUCUGUCCUCUGGACCCCUCCUCAACAGCCUGAUGAAAUUGGACAUCCCCCAAGAUUUUCAUCUCCCAGAUGACCAGUUUGCCUCCCUGAAGCUGCACAAGCUUCGUCAAGUCACCAUGGAAUCAGGAGUUGAAUGUUUCUCAUCUCCGUCUUACAACACGCGCAGCAGCAACCGCAGCAGCAGCAGCGACCCGGUGACGCCUCUUCUGCUCCCGCUCAGCCUCACGCCCACUGUUGCUGAUGCACCCCAUUCAAAUGUAGAACAGCGAGCUGAUUCACAGCCUGUAGAUCUUCCAAUUACAUCAAUAGAACACAAGAUUACAGAUAAGUUGAUAGACCAGCCUGUAAGUGGAGAACCAUCUGACCGAGAUAUUACAGAUGAAGAGCAGCAGACUGAAAACCUCCCAGCUGAAACUCACUCCAGCCCAACAGAAUCUGCAUCAGUGUGUGCUGAGGACCUUGUAGAUAAAGGGAAUGAAACUGAGACACUGAACAGUUGUAGCCAGAGUAGUCUAUCAGUCAGCAGCACACACAGAUCUAUACAGUAUACCCACAAACCACAGCCUCAUCUCAACUUUGCAGACAGACCAGCAGUUAAUGAUAACGUCACUGGACCAUCAGCUAAAAUACAACAGCCUGCAUCAGAAAAACAAACAGAUUAUUGUUAUUUAGACCGUCCCUUAGAGGAACAGAGAUCUUUCAGCUCCCAAACAGAAAACCAAGCUGUCAUCGAGACUCUUUCUUUUGCAUGCUCUCCACAGGAAACGCCUGAGGAGCCGUCUGAUAGCUUCACUGCUUUUCACACAUGUAAUGACACGACAGCUGUACAGGAGUCUCCUGUGACACUUCUGAAUGUGAAAUCUCCUGCUGAAGAUUCAAAAAAACCUCCAGAUCACAGUGAAAAUCUUUCCACAGACAAGCUAAUUGGAAAUAAGACCACAUGUGUACCGCAGCACAGUGUCCACUCUCAGCUGCUGUUGACUUCUCCUCCAGCUUCAGCGCCCGGACCCUUCAUAACCCCACACCUGCCCUCAUCCACGCUAACCUCCAGCCUUGCGCUGCCCUCCCUAGGACUCACCCCUCACCCUGUCACCUGCGGCCUCACCUCCUCUCCCUCUGCCCCUUCUCUCACCCUGCCUCCUCCUCAUAGUCCAUCUACACAGGCUCUCUCUCCUCCAGCUCUCUCUCGCUGUCCGUCCAUCACCUCCCUCCCUCCCAGCCAGCCUACUGUCUCCCUCUCCGGUCAGAUCCAGGCUUCAUGUGAGCCACCAGUUACAGGUGAUCAGUGUCACAGGGAUGGGCAGGUGAGUCCAAGAACAGAGGAGAAAGAACAGGAACCCACGAUGAGAUGCACAACCACACUGAAGGCUGCAGCGGGAGGCUCUCUGGUGGAUGCAUGCUGUUUUCCUGGAUCCUCGGGAGGUUUGUGUGUAGCAGCAGCAGGAAAGUGGGCUGUUUGUCUGUGGAGUCAGACUUCAGCAUCUGACUGGAACUUAGUGCACACAUGGACCUUCAAUGAGCCAGUGAUCAACGUGUUUGCCGUCCCGGAUGCUGCUGGGCUGAUGUGUGUGACCCUGGGUCAGUUGGAAAUCAGAGAAGUGAGGCUGCUGUCCUGCUCCAGCCUCGUACAAACACUGUUCUGUGAGGGUGUCAUCCAGGCGGUCGUAGGAGUGUCCAAGUCCAGAGUGGUUACCUCCUCCCACUCAGCGACUGGUUCCACUCUGCAGGUGUUUACGCUGUCAGACACCAGCAGCUCACCAAGCUCCCUGCCUCUUGUGUCUCCUGGAGUUUGUGUCGGAGCCCUCGCUCCAGUGGACGGACUCUCCGAUGCUCUCAUCGGCACAGACGAGGGUGGACACCUCUUUGUCUGGAAUUUGAAGACUGGACAGCUGCUGUCUAGAGUCCUUCUGGGAGAUGGUUUAUCACACACAGCCUGUCUCAGAGGAUACUCGUACUGUGGAGUGCUGUUUGUCCUGCUGCAGCAUCAGUUUUUAAGCUCCCUGGAGGAAGAAGAAAAAGAAGCAAAGAUAAAAGAUGGGAUGCUUUGGGAUAAGGAGAUGAAGACUGCCUUGUUCUCUUUGGUCGCCAUCAAUCCUUUGAGUGGAAAAUCCAUCCUGGCUACGCAGCUGUAUCCACCGAAAGCCUGGUCUGGCAGGCUGUGUGAAGCCGACGUGAGCUGCUCCAGCGUGGUGGGCCUCAGUCAGAACGGCAGCGUGUGCGUUUGGGAGCUCAUCGGUCGGCGGGCGUCACGUAUGGUUUGGGCUCCCGAGAGCGACGGCUGGCAGUUGGCUCGAUGGGGGGGAGGAGGCACACUGGUGACCGGACAUCACAACGGAGAUGUGAUGUUACACUGCUGCAGUACGAAUCAGACUGAUCUCCACCACUAAAACAGACGUUAAGAUGACUUUUUAAUCAAAUGUGAAGCUCUUUCUGUCCCUGUGUGACCGUUUACAUAAAGAUAUUAAGAUUCUGCAGCAUCACAUUGGGACAUUGUACCCAGUAUGGUUUUUAGGUGUAUUUGUUUCCCUCAUUGAGCUGACACGAUUCCCAUGGUCGACUAUAUCGCAUUUCAAAAACUUUAGUCUCAGCUUAGCAAACAUUCAGGUACAGGUUUGUCUCAACACUCUCUUGGACACUGUGCUUUACAAAUACACUGUAAAAUGGACAUAUCUCAUGAUCUGGUGCCACUGGUAAAGCUUUAUCUGAAAACAUGAACCGCAGCAAGUCAAAAGUGGUCACUUGUUUUCCUCCUGCCUUUGGAAAUUUAAUGUUAAUAGCGCCUGUUCACAUUCACUGUGUAAAGAUGUGUAAUUUCUGGUGGAUUUCCCCGUUUUAAAUCACUUUAGCAUCAGUCUGAAAACCAGCUUUGUGUUUUAUUACUGAUACUGCUUUGAAUGUUCUUUGUUUAUAUGCAUGCAUGUUGUUGUAUUUAAAGAAAAAAAAGUGUAACCAAAGUUUAUUUUUAUAUUCAAAUUAAAC
Stegastes partitus (bicolor damselfish) is the source of this 4923-nucleotide messenger RNA. RefSeq names its product partner and localizer of BRCA2 (gene palb2). Gene Ontology annotation, cellular component: nucleoplasm. The coding region runs from base 39 to 4331 and encodes 1430 amino acids. Gene Ontology annotation, biological process: double-strand break repair via homologous recombination. NCBI's taxonomy places the organism in Eukaryota, Metazoa, Chordata, Actinopteri, Pomacentridae. The transcript has 12 exons. Gene Ontology annotation, molecular function: protein binding; DNA binding. The record is from RefSeq and is a predicted model, not a curated record.